CUUAUCAAAGCGAAAGGGUUAGCGUGCGCACGCAUGCGCGUUAUCAAGCGUUCAGCUUGAAUGAAUGGCAUGACAACAAAGCUACCAUGUCCAAGUGCAAAAGUUUAAUCUGGCCCAAAGUGAUUUUGUUCGGGGAUUCUAUCACUCAGGGUUCCUUCCAAGCCAACGGAUGGGGUUCGGCUAUCGCCGAUAAAUUAGCAAGGAAGUGUGACGUCUUAAACAGAGGACUGUCGGGCUACAACUCGCGAUGGGGAAGGAUUGUUCUUCCCAGGAUGGUGAAUGAAGAAGAGGCAGGAAACAUUGCUGCAGUGACUGUCUUCUUUGGAGCCAACGACUGCGCCUUGCAAGAUAAGAACUCUCAGCAGCACGUGCCACUGGACGAGUACUCGGAAAACCUGAAGGCCAUCAGCAAGUACCUGACCGCAGCGGGGGUCCCGGCCGGGAAGGUCAUCUUCAUCACGCCGCCACCUAUCCACGAAGCAGCUUGGGAAAAAGAGUGCAAGCUAAAAGGUUGUCCUCUCAACCGUCUAAACUCGGUGGCGGGCCAGUACGCUCAGGCGUGCGUCCAGGCAGCUUCUCACUGCGGCGCUGAUGUCCUGGACUUGUGGACGCUCAUGCAGAAGGAUGGACAGCAACGAACAGCCGGGCAGCACGGUCGGAGCACUGGCGGCAUGAUGCCAGGCGGCGCGCCGACCGAACAAAACAACCGAGAGGACGCCUGGGAGGCCAGGCGCUGGACGACAGAGCAAAACGAGUGGGACCCCCAGUGCCGAGCAGACCCCGCAGGAACGCAGAAAUAAUCCAUUUUUGUGAGACAGACAACGAUGAGGGAAAAGUUUACACGGCUGACGUGGCAACAACGGCGUCAUCUCGGCGACAAACUGUCCUCUCUCAGUAGUCAUGUGUAAACAAAUUGUUACUUUGCUAUCAAAAUCUCCACUAGUCUGGUUGUUCAUGGUAUUUUGUAAAAGGAAAACAUUCAGAUGUUUGGGAUGUAACUAAUGCAAAAAAUAGCUUUGUUAAAAUCAGUUAUGUUUGAAAUGUAUGCGUUUACAAAAAGCUAAUUUUCUCAGUUUUUUCAUCAGAAAUUGGAAAAUUGCUCAAACUAAGCUAUUUUCUAAUGCUGAUUUCUAAAGAAUGGACAAAGAUAUGAACUUACUUUUUUCCUGCUGAAAGAAAAGAGUCUAAUCUUUCUUUUGGUGGGUUCCAUGUUAAUAUAGCAAUAGAACAGAAUUUUCUGUGGGCCUUGCAAAAUCAGUCAAAAUCCAGAAAAAUGGCCGGGAGCAAAGGGCCUUGCUCUGGUGAAAAUGGCUGGGAGUGAAUGAGUUAAAAGGUGACACUUCAAACAUGAAAAAUCGCUGCUUAACAGCAUUUACAAAUGAAGAAAAUGAAAAAAAAAAAUGAUUACUGACAUCACAUGCAAUGACAAAAAGCUGUUUUUGCCGAGUGUAAAGCUUAUGGUUAGCGGUUUAGCGAACUUACUUCCAGUGAACAUUUCAAAAUGAAAGCACGUCAUGUUCGUCAUAUAAAUAAUGAUUUCUGGAGUUAAUCCCACAUACUUCAGAAUUCAGAUUCUACACAAUGAAUACCUUUAAAUUGACACGCUUUAUGGAAAAUCUGAUUGGCAAUGAAUAAUUAUAAUAUUAUAUAUAUUCUAUAAUAUUAAUGCUAUAUAUUUUUUUAAGAAUUGUUUUGAAUCAUGUUGGAAGUCGGUGUUCUGAAUCUGUUUAAAUUCUUUUGCACUAGUUAAUGCUAUCAGCAUUUGACCUCAUUGUUUGCGAUUUAGUGUUGUUAUGUGCGUGUUUAUUUGUACUUAAAUAAAGAAUUUAAGUGUUCCAAAACAUUUUUGUGAAUUAAUAAGCACCAUCAAAAAUUUCGUUGCUAACAGUAAAAAAAAAAAUUAGUCCAUUCAUCGCAAAAUAGUCAGCUGACUAGUCUGGAGAAAAUUAGUCGUUCGGGGCAGCCUUAGUAGUACAGCGACCCGAACAGAUUUCCUCCACUGCCCUCACAACUUUUUAACCCCUGACCAAUUUUCAUGCCUGUUCAUAUUUGGGUCUUAAAAUUUAUGAUCUAUAACCUCUCUCUCAUUUGUCCUCAAAAGUGUAAUUUGUCAUUUUGAUUAAGUAACGUAGCCUAAAUACAUAAAUUGGGCAGAGGAACCAAUCAUUGUGAAUGCAACACAGUUUAUUUUGAAAGUGUUUGCAUUUAGUUGUAUCGAUUUGGGUGGAUACAUUACUCUAGUGGCAACAGUGACGAGACAUAACUCUUAUAACAUGGCUGAAUCCAGUGGCUCCCUGUUAAGAACAACAUAAGGUUGUAGGGUUUUAAGCUAAUAUGAUCGUUUAUGCAUUCAUAAUUUAGUUUAGAGGUAUAUUUUGUAGUUUUUUUUUGUGGGAAUAUAUGUUUGAAUGAUUUAAGAGCAUUGUAAAAAAACAAAAAAAAAAUGUUUGCAAUUCAUAGCAUUUAAGCUAGCGGACAUUUGCUAUAGAAGUCAGCCAAUUGUUCUUACGUUACACUUCGAUCCUCAUUUAUUAAUUCAUAAAUUAACUAAGCUCAUGUAUUUUAUUUUGAAAUGCAUUUAUUGCUCUCGUGAAAUGAAAGUGCAACUCUGCAUAGUUUGAAAACACCUGGGAAUUUCGUAUUCACAUUUAAUGCACUUUUUAAAAUUCAAGCUUAGCAAGCCUUGGUUUUACAUCUCCUAAAAUUUAUUCUGCAACGUGUUUAAGACUGUAGCUAUCGAUUAUUUUAAUAGUCGAUUAUUUGGAUAAGGAACAUAAAAGAAUAAAAUACCUGGGCUUAGCCUCAAAUGGUAUAAAA
Corythoichthys intestinalis (scribbled pipefish) is the source of this 2817-nucleotide messenger RNA. RefSeq names its product isoamyl acetate hydrolyzing esterase 1 (putative) (gene iah1). Gene Ontology annotation, molecular function: hydrolase activity, acting on ester bonds. The coding region runs from base 87 to 800 and encodes 237 amino acids. Lineage: Eukaryota; Metazoa; Chordata; Actinopteri; Syngnathiformes; Syngnathidae. The transcript has 6 exons. The record is from RefSeq and is a predicted model, not a curated record.